AUGAGGGGAUGCCUCACAUGUCGGCUGCGCCAUCUGAAAUGUGAUAAAUCCGGUUCCAAAUGUCUCCGCUGUCAACGAUCUGGCCGCGAAUGUGUGCCGGCUCCCGGCAAGUCGGAGGAAGUGUCCUUUCGACAUGGUCAAAAUCCGUCGUUAAGAGGAAAGGGUCCCCCGAGAUAUGGCGAGAGUGAUCUUGCCUUUCCGGACGAUCAGAUCUGGGUUGAGACCCGCUCCGAGUUCGACUUCAAGGAUGAAACGGAUCAGACCGCGGCUGAAUACUAUGUUGUACCUGUAGCAAGGCAACUAUCAGCGUCAAGAUCUUCGUCUGAAGCUCGUUCAACGCCUUCAUCAGCAAUGGAAUCAUCUAUGGCCACCCCAAACCUGGUCCUUCCAUACUCACAUCAUGGCUCGCGGUCCAACUCGGCAACCUCCCAGUCAUCGACACCGACACCAGUCAACCAGCCGAAACUAACCAACAUCAACGAGGCGUAUCUCCUACGCCAUUUUCAAAAGCACCUUGCACCAUGGCUCGACGCAUGCGACCCUCGCCGACACUUUUCAACCGAUGUAGUCGAACGCGCGACCACAUCGUCCCUACUUCUAUAUGCAUGUCUCGCAGUAUCAGCCUGCCACCUAUCCCGAACAACAGAAAACUUCCCACCCGACCUCGAAGACAUGUAUCAUGAACGCUGCAUCUCAAUCAUGCUCCCAGUCCUCGACAAACAGGAAAGCGAAAUCGGCAUCGACAUCCUCAUCUCAUCAACCGUAAUGCUCCGCUUCUUCGAACAAGUCUCCUGUACGUACCAACGCACACCCACCACCGACUCAGCUAAUAAAGUCGAAGCCUGCAACCCCUCAAACGACCACCAACGCCACCUCCUAGCAGGCUCAGUCUACAUAAGCUCACACGUCGACUGCGCCAUAUCAGGAGGGCUAGCAACAGCGUCCUUCUGGCUCUUUGUGAUCCAAGACAUCCAAUUCGCACUUACGUACCAAAAAUGUCUUCGGCUGACGUUCGCCCCGUUCGACGACGUUCUCCGCCGAUGGUGGGUCGCCAAGCCGAUCCUGAGCGACGGCGACUGGACAAACCGUGCGAUCUGGUUGCUAGCCGAAACAGUGGAUUUCUGCUGGAAUGUCUCGGGCCGAAACUACGGGGGCCGACUUGGCUCCGCUGGUGAAGUUGCGCUUCGACGGAGGAUUCUGGAGUGGGAGACUGGCAGGCCUGAUUCUUUUGCGCCGUUGCAUGUUACGCCGCCGGAUCGUGCUAGGGGGAAGCCUUUUCCUGUUGCUUGGUUUACUAGUUCUUGCCAUGCCACUGCUAUACAACAUGUUUGCCUUGCCAAGGCAUUGAUGUUCAUUCGUGAACUGGAGGGUUGGAGUCCAAAUCUGAGGCAUUUGGAACAGCCCGUCCGAUUAAAGCAUGAGCUCACAGAAAAUCUCUACUUCAUCUUCGGAAUCGCCCUCUCCGCCGACGACGAUCCUCCCCUACGAAUCACAGCCUCCCACGUCCUCCGUGGCUGUGGCUCAUGGAUCGACGACCCCCUCGCCCAAAACCUAAUUUUCGACCUUCUCCAACGCAUAGAGAAGGAAAAUGGCUGGCCGUUAGCCCACGUACGAGAAAAGGUCAUUGAAUUUUGGAGAUUGAUGUAG
Penicillium antarcticum is the source of this 1647-nucleotide messenger RNA. RefSeq names its product Zn(II)2Cys6 transcription factor domain-containing protein. NCBI's taxonomy places the organism in Eukaryota, Fungi, Ascomycota, Eurotiomycetes, Eurotiales, Aspergillaceae. Gene Ontology annotation, molecular function: transcription cis-regulatory region binding; zinc ion binding; DNA-binding transcription factor activity, RNA polymerase II-specific. Bases 1 to 1647 code for a protein of 548 amino acids. The record is from RefSeq and is a predicted model, not a curated record. Gene Ontology annotation, cellular component: nucleus. The transcript is spliced from 8 exons. Gene Ontology annotation, biological process: positive regulation of transcription by RNA polymerase II.